This is a messenger RNA of Phalaenopsis equestris, 1415 nucleotides long. RefSeq names its product LEAF RUST 10 DISEASE-RESISTANCE LOCUS RECEPTOR-LIKE PROTEIN KINASE-like 1.1. Gene Ontology annotation, molecular function: ATP binding; protein kinase activity. NCBI's taxonomy places the organism in Eukaryota, Viridiplantae, Streptophyta, Magnoliopsida, Asparagales, Orchidaceae. The transcript is spliced from 2 exons. Gene Ontology annotation, biological process: protein phosphorylation. The annotation marks the transcript as partial. The record is from RefSeq and is a predicted model, not a curated record.
UCUGUUGCAGCUAACAAUCAUCUGAAGGAAUUUCUUAUAAUUGGUUUUAGCACAGCAGCUGGAUUGAGCUUGGCCAUACUGUGCUUCCUUUUCUAUGUCCUGCAUAUAUGCAGGAAGAGAAGGCAGUCUUGCUCAAGUCUCCUCAAAAGAAUUACUUCUUUUCAGCCAUCUUCUAAAGCAGACUCUGAGCUCUGUUUCUCUAUCCAGUCUCCCAUCUUUACCUAUGAGGAGCUCUAUGAAGCCACAAAUGGCUUUGAUGCCUCUGGCGAACUUGGUGAUGGCAGCUUCGGUGCAGUCUACAAAGGAAAGCUGCAGGAUGGACGAGUGGUGGCAGUGAAGCGUCUGUAUGAGAACAAAUACGGCCACCUCAAGCAUUUCAUGAACGAGGUUAAAAUCCUAUCACUCCUUCAGCACCAAAAUCUUGUCAGCCUCUACGGCUGCACCUCUCGACGGAGCCGUGAACUCCUCCUUGUUUACGAGUUCGUGCCUAACGGAACAGUCGCCGACCACCUCCAUGGCCGGCUGGCAUUCCAAUCUUUUCUGCCGUGGAAAGCGAGAUUGAACAUUGCUAUCGAAACGGCUGAAGCCCUCAACUAUCUUCACUCCAUUGAGCCGCAGAUCAUUCACCGUGACAUCAAAACCAGCAACAUUCUCCUCGACAACAGCUUCCAUGUCAAGGUAGCGGAUUUCGGCCUCUCAAGGUUCUUCCCGAGCAACGCCACACAUGUCUCCACCGCCCCGCAGGGAACACCAGGCUACAUCGAUCCCGAGUACUACCAAUGUUGUCAGCUGACGGACAAGAGCGAUGUUUAUAGUUUUGGAGUAGUAUUGAUGGAGCUUGUUUCCUCAAAGCCUGCUGUUGACUUCACCCAACUGAGGCAUGAGUUCUCUCUGGCUGACAUGGCGAUUAACAAGAUCCAAAGGCAGGAAUUAGAGGAGAUUGUGGAUUUGAGAUUGGGGUAUCAGUCAGAUCGCAGCAUAAAUAGGAUGAUUGCCCAGGUGGCGGAGCUGGCGUUUCAGUGCUUGCAGUCUGAUGGAGAGUUGAGGCCUUCCAUUAAUGAGGUGCUUGAGAAUUUGAGAGAAAUUAAAAACAGUGGCUACAAUGAUACUUCAUUGGUGGAUGAUAGGCUGUUAAAAGGCGCUCCUCCCUGCUCUCCAAAUUCUGUUACAGAAGUGUGGAUGAGCAGGGUGACAACGCCAAAUACCAGUGUGUGAGACCUAUGUAAUCAUUCAGAAAAUAAUGUCCUUUUUAGUAUGUUUAGGAGAAAUAACACUUUUACUUGGGAUAUGUAAAUGGGGAAAAUUAACAUUGGAUACCUCGUGUUAGAUUAAGGGCCCGUUUGGGACAACUUAUAAAUACGGGCGGCAUUUUGGCGUUUUCAAAAUGCCACGCGGUUGAGUUUUUACACUAAACA